Myotis daubentonii (Daubenton's bat) is the source of this 3387-nucleotide messenger RNA. RefSeq names its product solute carrier family 45 member 3 (gene SLC45A3). Gene Ontology annotation, biological process: transmembrane transport. NCBI's taxonomy places the organism in Eukaryota, Metazoa, Chordata, Mammalia, Chiroptera, Vespertilionidae. Gene Ontology annotation, cellular component: membrane. The record is from RefSeq and is a predicted model, not a curated record. Gene Ontology annotation, molecular function: sucrose:proton symporter activity.
CCCCUCCGGGCCGCCCCAGCGCGCAUGCUCUCUCCCCCCCGCGGAGCAACCUGGAGAUUUAAAAGCCGCCGGCUGGCGCGCGUGGGGCAGCAGGAGGCCGAGCUCGGCCGCGCCGGCCGGUGACAGCCGCUCGCCUCGGCCAGGGGCAGAUGAGUCACCGCGGCGCGCACCGUCCCGGACUUGGGAGCCGGGAAAGGGGCCGGACGCCCGCGGGAAAGGAUCUGAGUGACAUGUCCCCACCGAGGCACCCGCGGCAGCAGGCACUGAGCAUGGGCUGAGAAGCCGGACCUGCACGGAGGGCUGGCGGAAAUGGGCUCCUGGCUGCGUCCUCGGCAGUCUGUGGCCGUGAGGAGGAGAGGCCUGGGCGCCUGGAGUGGGACUGGGACCAGGCGGUUCUGGAGCGAGUGACGGGGUCAGAACCCUACCCACCUGGCCCGCCAUGGUCCAGAGGCUGUGGGUGAGCCGCCUGCUGCGGCAUCGGAAAGCCCAGCUCCUGCUGGUCAACCUGCUGACCUUCGGCCUGGAGGUGUGUCUGGCCGCGGGAAUCACCUACGUGCCACCCCUGCUGCUGGAAGUGGGGGUCGAAGAGAAGUUCAUGACCAUGGUGCUGGGCAUCGGUCCAGUGCUGGGCCUGGUCUCGGUCCCACUCCUAGGCUCAGCCAGUGACCACUGGCGUGGGCGCUACGGUCGCCGGAGGCCCUUCAUCUGGGCCCUGUCCCUGGGCGUCCUGCUGAGCCUCUUCCUCAUCCCGAGGGCCAGCUGGCUGGCGGGGCUGCUGUGCCCGGACACCCGGCCCCUGGAGCUGGCACUGCUGAUCGUGGGCGUGGGGCUGCUGGACUUCUGCGGCCAAGUGUGCUUCACUCCGCUGGAGGCCCUGCUCUCUGACCUCUUCCGGGACCCCGACCACUGUCGCCAGGCCUUCUCCGUCUAUGCUUUCAUGAUCAGCCUCGGGGGCUGCCUGGGCUACCUCCUGCCUGCCAUCGACUGGGACGCCAGCGCCCUGGCCCCCUACCUGGGCACCCAGGAAGAGUGUCUCUUCGGCCUGCUCACUCUCAUCUUCCUCACGUGCAUGGCGGCCACACUGUUUGUGGUCGAGGAGGCGGCACUGGACCCAGCCGAGCCAGCGGAAGGGCUGUCCGUGCCCUCCAGGCCAGUCUGCGGCUGCCCGUGUCGCGCCCGCCUGGCUUUCCGGAACCUGGGCGCCCUGUUUCCCCGGCUGCACCAGGUCUGCUGCCGCGUGCCGCAUGCCCUGCGCCGACUCUUUGUGGCCGAGCUGUGCAGCUGGAUGGCAUUCAUGACCUUCACGCUGUUUUACACGGACUUCGUGGGCGAGGGGCUGUACCAGGGUGUGCCCAGGGCUGAGCCAGGCACUGAAGCCCGGAGACACUACGAUGAAGGAGUCCGGAUGGGCAGCCUGGGGCUGUUCCUGCAGUGUGCCACCUCCCUGCUCUUCUCCCUGGUCAUGGACCGGCUGGUGCAGCGAUUCGGCACGCGGGCAGUCUACCUGGCCAGUGUGGUGGCUUUCCCCGUGGCUGCGGGCGCCACGUGCCUGUCGCGCAGUGUGGCUGUUGUGACCGCCUCAGCAGCGCUCACCGGGUUCACCUUCUCCACCCUGCAGAUCCUGCCCUACACGCUGGCCUCCCUCUACCACCGGGAGAGGCAGGUAUUUCUUCCCAAGUACCGAGGAGAUGCCGGAGGGGGUGCCACUGAAGACAGCCUGAUGACCAGCUUCCUGCCCGGCCCCAAGGCCAUGUCCCCCUUCCCCAAUGGACACGUGGGUGCCGGAGGCAGCGGCCUGCUCCCCUCUGCGCCCGCGCUCUGCGGGGCCUCCGCCUGCGAUGUCUCCAUGCGUGUGGUGGUGGGCGAGCCGCCCGAGGCCAGGGUCGUUCCAGGCAGGGGCAUCUGCCUGGACCUCGCCAUCCUGGACAGUGCCUUCCUGUUGUCCCAGGUGGCCCCGUCCCUGUUCAUGGGCUCCAUCGUCCAGCUCAGCCAGUCUGUCACUGCCUACAUGGUGUCAGCCGCAGGCCUGGGUCUGGUUGCCAUUUACUUUGCUACGCGGGUAGUAUUUGACAAGAGUGACCUGGCCAAAUACUCAGUGUAGAGCACUUCCCACCCACUGAGCGAGGGCCUGCCUCCCUGGGUCCCAGCUCCCCCUCUUCCAGGCUCCAUAGGGCUGUGGGGCUGGCUUCCCAGUUUCUAUUGCUGCCCAAGUGGUGUGGCUCUCUGCUGCCACCCCAUGGCGGUAAGGUGCGUAGCUGCACAGGUAGGGCACUGGGCUUCCGUCCCACCUCUCCCAUCCUUAGGGCUGUGGCUGACUCCACAUGGGCCUAAGCCUGGACUUACAGGGAGAGAAGGUCGGGGCAUUUGACUAGCACCGUGCACUGGAAUUCAGGACUCUCGCGGGAUUACCCAGGCUCAGGGGAACAGCUAGCGCCCUGAUCAAGACAUACCAAGAGAAGGUACUUGGGGAGCUGAGUAAACUCAGCCACCAGGUCUCCUCUCUCCAAGCCCCCAUAUCCUAUAGGUUCCCCCAAUGUUGCUCUGGUGUGAAACUCUCCCCCACAGGAUUUGAAAGUAUGGAAGUUAGUUGGGGGGCAGAUUUCUGAGGGGAGAGGGGACACUGCCUGUCCUCCCAGCACUGCCUUUCCACGGAUGCCCCCAGCCCUGUGUCAUCAGGACAUGGCUUGUUGGCCCCUGUGUCUCCAUCAUAGGGACACAGGCCUUUAAAUAUUUAACUUAUUUAUUUAAAUAGAGGGGAAUCAAUUCCCAGCUCUGUGUCUGGGCGGUGACAUCCUCAACGACAGGGCCCCCGGAGAUGGCUGGUGACUGGGCCAAGCAUUGCCAGCAUCUCCUUUUCCUGGAGUGAUUGGUCUGGCCCCAAAACUUUCUAACCCAGGAGUUCGGAAGCUCUGCUCGCCCCAACUGAUCCCGACUCCUCUCACCCAAGGCUGGUAAAGGCGGAGGGUUGGGCUGCAGGUCUCAGCGGCCUCCCUGGACUGCCCUCCUCUCUCGGCCCAGCCUGCCCGCCCGACUCCCCUCUGCUUCCUCUAGGACUGGGCUGAUGAAGGCGCUGCCCACCCCUACCUUUCUCCACUGGCUUCACAGCCUCUCUCGGGGGCUGUUUCGGGACCAGAAGCACUCAGUGUGGCUCCUCGAACCUUUAUCCGUCUCAGCCCCAGGGCAUAUCUGUGCUUGGGGACACUCGCACAGAAUCUCAGGAGCACCCCCUGCCUAGGUUAAGGAGGGCAUAUCUCUGGGGGGUUUUAAGUGCCGUUUGCAAUAACGUCAUGUCUUAUUUAUUUAGCGGAGUAAAUAUUUUAUACUGUAUGUGAGCAAUCAGAAUAUAAUGUUUAUGGUGAUGAAAUUAAAGGUUUCUUAUAUGUUUAA